UUUUUUUGUCUUUUUUUUUUUUUUUUUUUUAAAUUUUAAAUGUACAACUUCAUGGGGCUGAACAGCACGGCCGUAGCUAUUCAGCCCAAUGUGUCCUGCACAUGCAACUGCAAAAGGUCUUUGUUCCAGAGCAUGGAGAUCAGCACUGAAUGUUUAGGUCGCACCUUUCCAGGUAAACUGGCGGAGUUGGAGUUUGUACAGAUAAUCAUAAUCGUGGUGGUGAUGAUGGUGAUGGUGGUGGUGAUCACGUGUCUGCUGAACCACUACAAACUCUCUGCGCGAUCCUUCAUCAGCCGGCACAGCCAGGGGAGGCGGAGGGACGAGAACCUCUCUUCAGAGGGAAGCCUAUGGCCUUCAGAAAGCACCGUGUCAGGGAAUGGAAUAACAGAGCAGCAAAUCUACACCCCGAGACCCAGCGACCGCCUGGCAGUGCCAUCCUUCCUGCAGAGGGACCGCUUUAACAGAUUCCAGCCAACCUACCCCUACAUGCAGCACGAGAUUGACCUGCCUCCCACCAUCUCGCUGUCGGACGGCGAAGAGCCCCCCCCGUAUCAGGGACCCUGCACGCUGCAGCUGCGGGACCCCGAGCAGCAAAUGGAGCUCAACAGAGAGUCGGUCCGGGCACCCCCCAACAGAACCAUCUUUGACAGUGACUUGAUAGAUAACUCCGUGUACGGGGGGCCGUGCCCCCCCAGCAGUAACUCUGGCAUCAGCGCGACCUGCUAUGGGAGCAAUGGUAGGAUGGAGGGACCGCCGCCGACGUACAGCGAGGUGAUAGGGCACUACCCAGGGUCAACGUUUUACCAGCACCAGCAGAACAGCAACGGGAUGCCUUCCAUCUUGGAGGGCAGCAGACUCCAUCAUUCACAACUCAAUGGCCUUGAGAGCACAACUGCGUGGAACAAAGAGAAAGAGAAACAAAAAGGGCACCCCUUUUAAAAAAAAUAAAGGAAAAAGGAGAAAAAAAAAAGAAAAAAGGCAAGAAAGUAAAUGAAAACACUCUGCACUUCUCAUAGAAAAAGGAGAGAGAGAGAGUUGAGGAAGAUGAGCAAAGAAAAAAGCCCUUCCCCAUCUCUCCAUGUAUAAAUAUUUACUUGUUAUGUCUGGUCUGAAUGCACAAGCCUCCCAAGCUUGCAAAAACAUUUCUUUAUUGAGCUGUGUCUAGACCUUUAAAAAGGAAAAAAAAAAUCAACUGUAGUCCUUUUUUUUUCUAGUUGAGCUGUGUGUGAAUGCUUUUUAUUUUGAUUAUUUCACUUAUCUUUAAAGACAAAAUAUUUGCACAAAAAAACCAUUUUGUUUAAAGAUCUGCAAUAUAAAUAUAUAAAUAUAUAUUAAAAAGAAGAGAAAGUGUAUGUGUACGGAGCAGGAGUAUUUUUGUAUUAGAAGAGGCCUAUUCAAAAAAAGAAAAACAAAAAAAAAAGAUGUUUUCUGAACUAGAAGAAAAUGGCAAUUUUUUGAGUGCCAACUCAAAAAGCGUGUAUUACAUUGUAAAAAAACAAAAAAACACAAAAAAAAUCAAAAGCAGGGGUUUAGAGUUAUUUAUAUAAAUGUUGAAAUUUUGCACUAUUUUUUAAUAUAAAUAUGUCAGUGCUUGUGUUGGUCAAAGCCUCUAUCAUGUCUACCAUGAACCUGUUAAGGGAUCUGUGGAAGUGAAGAACAAAGUAGCUGGAAGGGGGUGGAGAGGCGCUGAAGUGGAGCUGCCAGCCCCGAGCGGAGCGGUGAGCGAGACUGCAUCUUAUGCAAAUCCCUAAUUUCCAGAGUCCCUGCGCGUGGCCGCACGGCUUUACACAUUCCCUACAAAGCAAGAGGAGUUGGUGUGUGUCUGUAUGUCAUCCCGUAGGAUUAUUGGAGUGGAAAGGUAAAAGCAAACCUCCCUGCUUCUGAGAGUCGGUAACGGCUGGAGCAGCAGAAAUUACUUGAUUUUUAUUUUCAUUUUUUAUUUGGACAACCUCUAAGUUGGGGGGGGGGGGGGGGGGGGAUGAGAAUAAACUUCUGUGUCUGAAGGAUCAAAGUGGUUCUCGGUUUAUUUCUUUCAAUGUCCAACUGAAGGGCCCAAUUCAGAGCUUAAAGCGGUGAUGAGGGAAGUUACUGUGAGUAAAUGGUAACGUGCUCACUGGCUGCCUUUCAGCUGGGCUUUAAAUGACAUUAACAGUCCGAGCUGAGAAGCGUGGUGGUGGUGAAAGUCAUCUUCAUUUUGUAUUAACUUCCCAAGCUUCUAUUUGGGAUAAACAGGCUCAGCCGUGUCAGCUGUUUUUUACUGUAUUAUCCUAGCUAAAAGGGUGUCAGAUACAGUAGAUGGAAAUGAAUCUGCUCCUGUGAUGUAGUAAUUAAAGGUUGAAGAAAUACGCUAAUGCUUUAGAAGCAAAACCCCCUUUACCUCUUCUGAAGAUGUCCUCACCCACAGCAGCAUGGUCCCGCUGCCCUCCCGCCCGCCGGGUGUUGAGCGUCUUUAGUUUACCUUGGUUCCAGAAGCAUUUUGUCACUAUGCUAUUGUUUACAUGUGUAUAUUGCGCAGGUGUCUGGUAGGUGUUUGACCCUCGUGGUGAAUCUGUAUGUGAUGGAGCGAGCGCGUGAGAAACCUGAGAGCAGAGAGAGAAAGCAAAAGGGAAUAAACCGUGGUUCCGGUCCCGUCCCGCCGGCCGGGAGAGCAUCUCCCUGAGCGUGAGGAGGGAUGGGUCAGGAACCACACAGAGUGAAGCUUUUACAAGGGGGUGUGCUUACAUUUUCUGCAGGAUGCUAUCUAGUAGAGUGACAUAAAUGAAAGAUAUAAAGGCAAUAACUAUUGUUUUUAAGCAACUUUUCUAUUACUUGAAGAAAAAGAAAAAAAAAAAGAACCAUGCAAAAGGUUUUGAAGUUCUGACCAUUUGAACAAUAUUUAUAUAUAUUUUAAAGAAGAAGAUAAAUAGCUGAACUUGAAGUUUGAUCCUUAUUUUUUGCCUUUUUUGUUGAAUUUUUGCCUAGAACUAGUCCUGUACCUUCUCGAUAUUUCAGACUGCUUUUCCACAGCUCUUGAAAUCUUCACAGCUUUACAGUCCUGUAACCUAAAUUCUGAUGACCUAAAACAAAAA
Messenger RNA from Pezoporus flaviventris, 3068 nucleotides. It is a transcript of the gene PMEPA1, whose product is annotated as prostate transmembrane protein, androgen induced 1. Gene Ontology annotation, molecular function: R-SMAD binding. Bases 40 to 939 code for a protein of 299 amino acids. The transcript has 5 exons. Gene Ontology annotation, cellular component: Golgi membrane; early endosome membrane. Lineage: Eukaryota; Metazoa; Chordata; Aves; Psittaciformes; Psittacidae. Gene Ontology annotation, biological process: negative regulation of transforming growth factor beta receptor signaling pathway. The record is from RefSeq and is a predicted model, not a curated record.